Messenger RNA from Heterotrigona itama, 4382 nucleotides. The record is from the annotation of a GenBank genome assembly. Lineage: Eukaryota; Metazoa; Arthropoda; Insecta; Hymenoptera; Apidae.
AAGUUACAAUUCAUUUGCUUAGGCAUUUAAAAUUGCCGCGAAAAAAUGCGCGGAAUAUAUAAUAGAAUAGAGUCCACAAAAAUAUAUAGUAAGAAGUUUGAAAAAUAUUAGUACCUAAUAAUUACAGUAUUUGUAAUUAUAAAUAUCCCGAAAUAAAUUAUGGAUUCUGAAUUUCCUGAUCCCAAUGAAGAAUUUGAUUUAGUUCACGAGGAAGAAUAUGAAAUUUUAAAAGAAAUUGAAGAACUUGAAAAGAAGAAGGGCACAGAGUCUAAAAAAAUUGAAAAUUCGCAAGAAGAACAGAAAAGAGAUAAAUUAAAUAUUUCCAGACCGAAUGUACAUGAAGAAUUAAAUGCUCUUACAUCUAGUAAAUACAAUGAAUUAUGUAUUCCUAGCACUAGCGAAGUUAUUCCUAGUACUAGUAAUGUUGAUUUUGAUACAGAUAUUACAAAAAAAAGACAUUAUGAUGAACUUUUUGGGGAUAUUUCAGAUAUAUUAGAUACGAAUGAUCUUGGUCAGGAACCAAAAGAUAAGAAACCACGAUGGGAUGAACCUCAAGAAAUUAUUAAAGCAGUCUUAGAUGCAAGGGAAAAGUUUAAUGAAUAUAGUAGAGGAGUUUCUGUUAACAGAAAAUAUAUUAAAGACAAAAGAGAGUCAAUUUCAUUGCGAGUUCCACGUUGGAAUUUUGUAGCUCUAACUAGGCUACGUGAUGCACAACGUAUUUAUAUAAGAGUAAAAAAUGAUGAAAAAAGUAAAAUAAAAACAAAUACACAUUCAAUUUCUAACUUAUUGUCAGUACCAUAUAGUCAACUUAAAACUGAGGCUGAAGAAAUUAUAGUACAAAAUGUUAAACGCGCUAGUUGUGAAACUUCCCACCUUCCUGUUACAAAAACACUUGAAGAUGAUGAACUAUGGGUUGAUAAAUAUAGACCUAAAUCUUAUAUAGAGUUACUUUCAGAUGAAAGUGUGAAUAGACAAUUAUUGCAUUGGAUAAAACUUUGGGAUAAAAUAGUAUUUAACCGAAAUUAUAUUGAUAAUAAGAAAAAAAAAUUAAAUUUUAAAUUUAGAAAUAGAAAGUUUGUGGAUGAAAAACCUUUUCAAGAAUUAGAUAGUAAAGGUUUUCCAAUUCAGAGGAUUGCGCUACUUAGUGGGCCACCUGGAUUAGGAAAAACUACACUAGCACACUUAGUAGCUAAACAUGCUGGUUAUAAUGUAGUAGAAAUUAAUGCAAGUGAUGAAAGAAGUCCAGAUGCAUUUAGACAAGUCCUCCUUGCAUCAACACAAAUGAAAGCGGUAAUGGGAAACGAUCCUCGGCCUAAUUGUUUAGUUUUAGAUGAAAUUGAUGGAGCUCCAACUGCAUCAAUCGAGUUACUUCUUAAAUUCGUGCAAGGUAAAUUAAUUCCAAAAGGAAAGAAAGAUAAAACAAAAACUGAUAAACAUGUUUGUCAUCGCCCUAUAAUAUGUAUUUGUAAUGAACCAUAUACUCCUUCCUUAAGAGCUCUGAGAGCAGCUGCCCUUAUUAUAUCCGUCCCAGAAGUAAGUGCUACUAAACUAGUAGAUAGAUUAAUGGAAGUGUCACAAAAGGAAAAAUUAAAAGUAAAUCCCGAUGCACUUUUACGAUUAGUAGAAAUAUCUGGUUGUGACAUUAGAUCAUGUAUAGGAGCAUUACAAUAUAUGGGUGGCGUUAAUUUAGGAGAUAAUUUAUCUCUUACGUUAAAAGAUAGUAGGAAAGGAUUGUUUGACUCGUGGAAACAAAUAUUGAAAAUACCUAUGAAUAGGAAUGGUAUACUUCCUCUUUCAGAAAGAGUGCAGCUUGUAUUAAAGACUGUGCAAAAUGGCGAAUCAGAAAAAUUAGCUCAAGGCAUAUUCCAUAAUUAUCCAGAAAUAUGUAGUGAUAAAUUGAAUUAUAUAGCACUAUGUUUGAAAUGGUUUCAAUUUUUUGAUGAAAUUUUAUUUCUUGUUGGAAGUCUUCAAACUUGGUCUAUUAUGCCUUACCUAAAUUAUGCAUUCGUUACCUGGCAUUUAUAUUUUGCAAAAGCAAGAAACAUCAAAUUAUCUUAUCCUUUUAUUGUAUAUGAAAUGAAUCAGAAACAUGCAAGGAAUAUUGGUAUUCUAACUACUGUUCAACGAAAUAGUGGUCAUAAUAGCAUAAUUUUAACAGUUGAUAUUGCUCCAUUUCUCCCGGAUUUACUAUCUCCACAAUUACGGAUAGUUUCUGGACAUUUACACUCAGAUAAAGAAAAGAAUGAUAUUAAUAGAUUAGUAAAUGUUUUAAUUGAUUUUGGCCUCACAUUUAUUCAAGAAAAGAAUCUUGAUGAAAGUUAUGACUAUAAACUAGAUCCUAAUAUAUUUGAAAUAGGCAUUUUUCCGGAUUGUAAGUAUCGCCGAACACUCAUAUAUGCAGUAAAGCAAAUAAUUGUUCAAGAGUUAGAGGCUGAACGAUUACGACGAAUUGAAAAUGCAAUAAAAAGUAUAACAAAAUCUGCUCAAAAUAAAAAAAGUAUUACAAAUCAUAAUGUUACAACCAAUUCUGCAACAUCAGAUUCUGCCAAGAUAUCCAAUAAUGCAACUAGCAAACCUAAUGAUCUAGAACAAUCUAAAAAAUUUCAAAUGGAAACAAAAGAUAUAAAAUAUAAGGAUUUCUUUGGAAGAACUAUUACAGUCAAUCAAGAUAAACAUAAAAAAUUGGAUAAGGAAUCAAUCAAUUCGAGAAACUUUUUAACGAAAAGUAGUGUAUGGUAUAAAUAUAAAGAAGGUUUUAGCAAUGCAGUCCGUCGAAAUGAACUUUUAACAAAAAUGAGUGUUCAAAAACGAAAAAAGAAUUAUUUUCAUAACAGUUAUAACCAAAAAAAGCGUAAACAAUUCAGUUUGGAAUCAGGUAUGAAAGGUUUCUUAUGCACGUGCAAUUUUUCUGAGAAAGAAUGUGUACGCGAUGCUUAUAAAUUACUUAAUGAAUUUGCUGAUGAAAUUUAUGGACCAGAUACCACAAAGGAUAAUGAUGAGGCCAAAGAAGAAUCUGAAAAAGAUGAUUCUGUGAAUAAAACAAAAAAUAGUGACAAUGAAGAUGAUAUUUCAGAUACAUUAAACAAAGAAAUUAAUAAAUUAAAAGCAGAAUAUUCAAAGCCAAUAAAUGCUAGGAGAUUUCAGGUAGUUGACACUGGUGUUAAGAAUGUAAUUUUUAUAAGAAGUACCUUAAUAAAUCAAUUAGAAUUGGUUACUAAAAUUAUCACUGAAUUAAAUAACACAAAACAACAGCGUACAAGAUUUUUAUUGAGAUUACUUCCAAUUGAAAUUAUUUGUAAAGCAAACAUGAAUGACAUCAAAUCAAAAGCAGAUGCAAUGCUUGAAAAAUAUUUUGCACAAGAACCAAAAACAUUUAGUAUCAUAUUCAAUCGUCACAGUAAUAAUAAUAUACGUAGAAAUGAAAUAAUUGAAGACUUGGCAGAAAUAAUCAACAAAAAGAAUCCUGGGAAUAAAGCAGAUCUAAAAAAUCCAGAACUUGCUGUAAUUGUUGAAUUGAUACGUGGUUUUUGUUUUAUGUCUGUUGCUCCAAAUUAUUAUAAAUUUAAAAAGUACAAUUUACUAGAAAUAUGUAAUACCAAGGAAUCCACAAAUGAUGUAAACCAAAAGAAAGAGGAUGCUUGUUUCGAAGAAAAAAAAGAGACAGAUUCUGAUCAAACAAAUACAGAUGAACAUUCAACAAUAGAAAUAGUUCAUAAUGAUAAAGAAUAAGAAAAUUGAUGUAUAGAUAUUUUAUCUAUAUAUAAAAAUUAUAAAUAAUGUAAUAUUUUAUAUUAUUUUUAAAAUAUAAGUAACUUUUGUAAUUUAUAUCUUAUAUAAGUUAAAAAAUAAUAUAUAGUGUAUAAUUAUAUAUCAGAUAUAUAUCAGAUAUAUAUCUGAUAUAUAUCUGUCUGUAUAACAAUAAAUAUUUUGUUUCAUAAAUUUUCCAUUUUUCAUGAUUAAUUGUACAUACAACGAAAGUUAUUGCAAAUAAGGUAAUAUUUCUUGAAUUUAUUUCAAAUUAUUGUAAAACAUUGUUUAAAUAUUUUAUAAUAAAUCUAAUUUUAUAAGGUCCCAUGGUGUAAUGGUUAGCACUCUGGACUCUGAAUCCAGCGAUCCGAGUUCAAAUCUCGGUGGGACCUUCAUAACAUUUUUUUUUCAUAUAUAUUUAUUUCUGUAUGUUGAACGAUAAUAUACUUUUUCCACUUAUUUGUUUCUUAUGUAUUAAUAAAUUUUAUAUUGCAUGAAAUUAAUAAUGUGAAAUACAAAAAUGAAAAAUUAAAUUUGAAUAAUGUAUAUAUUAUGUAGUUCAAUUUAUGGUAUUUGUUAUUACUGAUUUUUAUAAUUUUAAUAAUUAAUAUACAGUUAAAAAAAAAAUAGUUUGA